Messenger RNA from Soboliphyme baturini, 144 nucleotides. The record is from the annotation of a GenBank genome assembly. Lineage: Eukaryota; Metazoa; Nematoda; Enoplea; Dioctophymatida; Soboliphymatidae.
AUGGUAACACGAAGUGCUCGAAUCCGUUUUACCAGCCACGUUGCUGCCGGCAUGCAGGACAAGCCUGGCGCCUACUUUUCGGAUUUACUGCUGGCAGUUGUCCGUUCGUUGUUGCUGCCGCUGCUGCUGCAGGAGAUUAGAGCA